This is a messenger RNA of Brassica napus (rape), 1201 nucleotides long. RefSeq names its product leucine-rich repeat extensin-like protein 2. NCBI's taxonomy places the organism in Eukaryota, Viridiplantae, Streptophyta, Magnoliopsida, Brassicales, Brassicaceae. The transcript is spliced from 3 exons. Bases 1 to 831 code for a protein of 276 amino acids. The record is from RefSeq and is a predicted model, not a curated record.
AUGGAUUCGACCAUCCCACAGGGCCCGAGGAAUAGGAAGGCCUGGCCCGAGUUAGAAAGAGCGACGGCUCGAUCUGUCGGCUCGAGAGGUUUUUCACCUUUACUUCGUCUCGCCGUUAAUUAUACUUCUCCGGUAGCUUGUCGGGCCACCGGUUUCCUUUCUGUCGCACUCUCCUCUUAUUUCCUUGUAACCGAUCGAACGUUUUCUCUCCGACCAUCAAUAAGACGUCUUUGUUUAAGCCCACAUCUUAUUUAUUACCGUUUCACGAUCAAACAAUUAGCGACAACUCCACCGUCAAACUCCACAACCACCACACCCUCUUCUUCUCCUCCGCCGCCACCCACUAUUCCCACAUUUCCUCCUCCGUCUUCUCCCUCUACACCUUCUGCUCUUCAUCCAUCUCCACCCAAUCUAUCUACGCCGGGAUCUUCACCUCCUCUUCCUCAGCCGUCUCCACCCGCUCCAACUACACCGGGAUCUCCUCCUGCACCUAUCACUCCUCCUGGAUCCCCUACUCUAAACCCUCCAUCAUCCUCAGGACCACCGUCCAAUCCCUCAAGUGGCGGCGGCGGAGGACCUCCUCGAACUCCAUCUUUGCCGUCUCCGCCGUCUUCUUCUUCUGAUGGAUUAUCAACAGGAGUGGUGAUCGGAAUCGCCAUCGGAGGAGUCGCUCUGCUUGUAAGAAGAAACGAAGAAGAGACGAAGAAGAUGCUUACUACGUUCCUCCUCCACCACCUCCUAGUCCCAAAGCUGGAGGACCUUACGGUGGACAACAGCAACAAUGGCGGCAACAAAACGCAACACCACCGUCACCGUCAGUUCAUGUCGUGACGUCACUACCACCGCCACACAUCGUAUCACGUUCUAUAUUGGUACGGGCUUAAUAAUGCAAAAAACUCGGACAAAAUAAGAAGACAGCCCAACAGAUUGAGAGAAAAAGUUAAUGAAACAGUGAGUUUCAUUUGACAGGGUACACGUGUCAAUACUACGUUAAACGACUUAAUGACGUGGCAUCUUAGGUGUCUUUCACCAGGAGAGAAGAAACAUUACUUUAUAUAUAUAGAAGAUAAUACAAAAAUAAUUUAUACUAAGAACAUUUAUAAAACUUGUCAAUAAAAUAAAUAAAUAAAUUUAAUUUAAUUUUAUGUAAAGUUUACAUGUUUUGUUAAUAAUCUAUUGGUAUUAUCUAUUGAAAUUUUUU